Molecule: messenger RNA, 881 nt
Organism: Raphanus sativus (radish)
Lineage: Eukaryota; Viridiplantae; Streptophyta; Magnoliopsida; Brassicales; Brassicaceae
Product: protein SMALL AUXIN UP-REGULATED RNA 16
Exons: 1
Coding region: 101-418 (105 amino acids)
Biological process (GO): response to auxin
Source: RefSeq, a predicted model, not a curated record
UCGGCACCUAUCUCUCAUCAAACACUUUCCUUUCUUCUCCAAAUUGUCUCGUCAUCACUCUCUCAUCUCAUCAAGAAGUCAAACACUAAAAUUAAAAGAAAUGGCGGUAAAGAGAUCUUCGAAGGUAACACAAACAGCAAUGUUAAAGCAAAUCCUCAAGAGAUGCUCGAGCUUAGGCAAGAAACAAUGCUACGACGAGGAAGGUCUCCCUCUUGACGUACCAAAGGGACAUUUUCCGGUUUACGUAGGAGAAAAGCGUACGAGGCACAUCGUACCAAUCACCUUCUUGUCUCAUCCCGAGUUUCUGAUCCUUCUUCAGCAAGCAGAGGAAGAGUUUGGUUUCCACCACGACAUGGGAGGACUCACUAUCCCUUGUGAAGAAGUCGUUUUUCUCUCUCUAACAUCCAUGAUCCGAUGAGAUGCAGAGAAAGUUUACAUUAUGAACAAAGACUAAAAUUCUUUCUUUUUGCCUUUGGAUAAUAAUUUGUUAUCCAAAUGGUUUUUUUUUCCUGGACUAAUCAAAACCUGUAAGAUCCACCUAAAAGAUCAUUCUCUAAGCGGAUCAUGUAAAUCUCCGGGUUUUUAGCACGUUAAUUCUCCCUAAUGGGGUUAGUAUUCGAUGGAACACAUAUGUUUUUUUUUCUUUUCAUUGAGCUGAUAAGUGGUGGCUUGCGCUAAUCGAUGAUUACCGCAGUGUUGGCCAAUUUUUUUAAGGUUUGAAUCUUGUGAUCGUUCGAGUUCUUUGAAACUAAGAAAUAUUCAAUCUUUGUAGUAUGUUCUUUUUUCACGGAUGUAUAGUACGUUUUGAGUUGUGUGCGAGUGAUGUAUAAAUUUAAGCUUCAAUCCUGUUAUUUUUAAUUAAUUAUAUAUUUUUAUUAUAA